This is a messenger RNA of Myodes glareolus (Bank vole), 2751 nucleotides long. Lineage: Eukaryota; Metazoa; Chordata; Mammalia; Rodentia; Cricetidae. The record is from RefSeq and is a predicted model, not a curated record.
CCUAGGCUUCCACCGACCCCAGGACAGUGAGCAGCAGCGGGGAGGCACCACAGAGUCCCCACCAGCAGCGGGGAGGCACCACAGAGUCCCGACCGAGCAAUUCGAAUCUAAACCAGGGCGCCAGCCACCGUCCAGAGCGGUUACUGGGAGGAAAAAUGGCCAGUGAUACACCGGGUUUCUACAUGGACAAACUUAAUAAAUACUGCCAGAAGCAUGGAGUAGCAAUUACGUAUAAAGAAGUUUGUACUACAGGGCCUGCACACGACAGAAGGUUUACAUUUCAAGUUAUAAUAGACGAGAAAGAAUUUCCACAAGCCGAAGGUAAAUCAAAGCAGGAAGCAAAAGAUGCUGCUGCCCAACUUGCUUUUGAUAUACUUAACAGCGAACACCAGGAAGAUGGUCAUGCGAAUGUUUCAGAAGUUUCAUCUGCUGGGGAUUACAUAGGCCUUGUCGAUAGUAUUGCCCAGAUGCAAAAUCUGUCGGUAAAUUAUGAACACUUUGUCUCCAAUACUGAGUCGUCCCAAAGAUUUAUUUGUAAAUGCAAAGUUGGAUUGACAACAUUUGGUUCAGGAGCUACCGAACAGGAGGCAAAGCAGCUGGCAGCUAAAGAGGCAUAUCAGAAGCUUUCAGAGAAGAGCUCACUGAGAGCUGACAGAGCAUCCUCUGGACCAACCACCUCUUCAUCCAGUGGCCACUCCAGCGGCUCAUCUAUAACAAACAAUUCGGCUUUUCCAUCAGCACCUGAAAAUGAUUUCUCAGAGAAUGACUCAAAAAGCUACCGGACCAGCUUUUCUAUUAAAUACCCUCUCAUGAUCAGUUUCAUAGAAAAUAAGAAGUCAGGAACAAAAUUGUCACCUAAUGAUGCGCUAAGUAAUACAUAUACCAUGGAGUGGAGGUUUCAGAAGGAUUUUGAAGACAUAGAAGAAAUUGGCUCAGGUGGAUUUGGUCAAGUUUUCAAAGCAAAACACAAAAUUGAUGGGAAGACUUAUGCUAUAAAGCGUGUUAAAUAUAACACAGAGAAAGCUGUGCGUGAAGUAAAAGCGCUGGCAACGCUCAAUCAUGUCAACAUUGUUCAAUAUCAUUCUUGUUGGCUGGGAGAGGACUAUGAUCCCAAGAAGAUCAUAGAUGGCAAUUCAAGUCGAUCAAAGACCCAGUGCCUUUUCAUUCAAAUGGAAUUCUGUGAUAAAGGAACUUUGGAGAACUGGAUGGUGAAUGAAAAACAGAAGAAACCAGACAAAGAUUUACUUUUGGAAUUAUUUGAACAAAUAACGACAGGGGUUGAUUAUAUACAUUCAAAAGCUCUGAUUCACAGAGAUCUUAAGCCAGGUAAUAUAUUUUUAGUAGAUGAAAAGCACAUAAAGAUUGGAGACUUUGGCCUCGUAACAGACCUAGAAAAUGAUGGAAAUCGAACAAAGCGAGCAGGAACUCUUCUAUACUUGAGUCCAGAACAGCUAUUGUCACAAGAAUAUGGAAAAGAAGUGGACAUCUUUGCUUUAGGCCUUAUUCUAGCAGAACUUCUGCACAUAUGCAUCACUGAACAAGAAAGAAUACAGUUUUUCCAAAAGCUAAGAGACGGCAUCUUCCCUGAUGAUACAUUUGACAACAAAGAAAAAAACCUUCUAAGGAGAUUGCUCUUGAAGGAACCCAAGGAACGACCUAGUACAUCUGAUAUUCUGAUGAUCUUGGCUGAAUGGAAGAACAUCUCAGAGCAAAAGAAAAGACAAUGUAACCAAAUGUAACCCUGAAUCCUCCUGAUUUUAAGCAACUGUACAAAGACAGUCUUGAGGUUGUACGAUUGAUCAAGACUAAUGUGAUAAUUGUAUUUCUUUGUUUGUCUGAGUAACAGGGACAUGUGGCUUUGUUAAUAUUACAAAGAACUUGUCUGUUACAAUUAACCUUUAAAUAUUUAGAGCUAAAACACUGUAAUGCCUGAAAUUCACUGUAGAUUUAUCCAGCCAAAGAAACAAAAAACAGAAGGGAUAGGUGUAACAAUAAAGGUAAAAUAUUCUUUGCUAAAACCACUUAAUGUUACACACAAUCUCCUCAUUCUGGUCUAUGUUAGAGUUAAAAAGUUAUGAGAAUUAAUACUGAAUGAAAAUAGUUUCUUUUAUAUUAAAUAUUAAUGUGCCAAAGAGCCCCAUGCUUUGGUGAACACUCAAGUGGAGAAUGGAUGAUGUAAGUCUUUCUAGUGAGUCUGCAGAUGAUGAUGUGAAGAAGCUGACAUUCAGGAUACUCAUGUCACAUGUAGAUAUGUUAUGCAGGUUUCCUUUACGGGCAUGCAGCCUGUAUGGUUGUACUAGAACAUUCUCAAGCAUGUCCCACACUUUGCCAUUUAAAAAGCACCUUACAUUUUAUUUCAAAUUGGGUCCCACAAAUUAUGCAACUAGCCAUACAUAUACAUCUAUAUGUGUGUAUGUACAUAUUGUGAAUAUAUUUGAUAUAAUUUUAUGUUAAGUUCACAUGUUGUUAUAUAUGUGUGUGUGUUUGUUUUGUAGGUAUAUUUAGUAGAAAUGGUAUGUUUGGUCUGUUUAGUAGAAAUGGUAUGUUUAUUUGGUGGUAAAAAUUCUAGUGAAGCAACUAGAUAAAAUUUUUUUUUAAAAGCUGGACUUGGAAUUAGCAAGUGAGGUUCUACUUUGCUCCCACUGUUGAUGUAGUUAAGAAGAUACUUCUUAUUUCCAGGUUUUUGGAGACUGAGGAGAUAUAUCUUCAGAAGUAAAUAAAAGAUGCUAAGAGAUAAUAUUCUUAUUACAA